This is a messenger RNA of Cercopithifilaria johnstoni, 1161 nucleotides long. Lineage: Eukaryota; Metazoa; Nematoda; Chromadorea; Rhabditida; Onchocercidae. The record is from the annotation of a GenBank genome assembly.
AUGAGCAGUGACGGAAAUCGUAGUGAAUCAGCACCUGUACGUAGCGCGUCACGGAGUCGAAGCGGUACACCGAUGGCCUCAGGUAAGAGUAAUGGCCACGCUCGAUCUCCCUCGGGCUCUCGACCCCGUUCAUCGUCUCACCAUUCACUAUCUCAAUCACCAGUUCGUGAACGUUCAGCUGCUUCACGAUCCUCCGGUGGACAUGAAGCGUCCAGAUCUCCUUCACGUGCUCGUUCAAGGUCACACGACGAUCGACGUGUUCGCCGCUCACGCUCACCUGAGGAACGAAAACGAUACCGAUCACGCAGUCGUGAUUCACGUUACCGUCGACGAAGCGCUCAGAGUGGAACAUCACAGUUUCAAGCUCAGAGUUGGCUGUCAAAUUCAAAUCAAUACAGUUCAGCAUCCAUCCUCAAAUACCCAAUGUACAAUGCACCACCACCACCACCACCGACAAAUAACUGCUCUGAUUAUAAAAACCGAUUUUAUCCGGCUCUUCGGCUUUUUCUCAGGGCUGCACCUUUAGUUGAUAUUCAGUUAUCCCAUCUGCCAAAAAACUCUGUUAGUGCCAGUUACAAAAUAGGUAUCUUUGGAACUCGUAAAGCUAAACAGGGGGCAGUGGAAGAUGCGAAAAAUGAUAUUAAUUCGGCUUACAACAGUAGCUGUGCUUUUGUUGGUCACGACGGUUGUGUUCUGUUCCGAUCACCAUCAUCGCCAGCUCGUCGCCGCUCUCGUUCCCGUCGACGCAGUCGUUCACGUUCACCACGACGAAUCAGCCGCUAUUCGCCAAUAAGACGAAGCCGGUAUAACGAUGGUCGUGAUAAUCCGGAACCAUGUUCAUGUCUUGGUGUUUUUGGCAUGUCACUCAAUACAACUGAGCGCGAUCUGAAGCGAAUUUUCGGAGAAUAUGGAGAAAUUGAAUCGGUUCAACUUGUGUACGAUCGUUACAGUGGCCGUUCACGUGGUUUUGGCUUCGUUUACUUUGAAACUACGAAAGAAGCAAUACGAGCAAAAGAUCAUCUUCGUGAUGCUGUCAUUGAUGGAAUGCGCGUUCGUGUUGAUUUUUCUGUAACCAAAGGAGCUCCGAGAUAGGGACGUUCACCUCGUCGUUCUCGAAGCCGCAGUGUGGACAGUUAUCGCAGACGUCGAUCGCGUUCUUAA